AUGACCUCGGGGCCUGGAAAGCUGGCUCUUAAAACUUUCACAGGACAUAAACGAAUAACAGUCGAUUAUCAGUCAACAAACAAACAUAUAGUGAAUGUGAGACGUGCCUUUCUUGAAACCAUUGACCUCAGCACAAGCAGAGCUCGACAAGCCAACCAUGUUCUGUCACAAGCCGCAUAUCGCAUGCAGUAUGCAAACAACUUUAGUGCUCUAACUCGGACGGCGAUUAGCCCUCGAGUUUAUGCGGCUAACGCAAAUUACAGCCUUUUACGUCACCGUGCAACACUAAUGCCUCUAGAUCAUACUCUCACGGGGCACAGUGGAAAAGUGAUGGCAGCGAAAUUUCUCGGAGAACCAACAAAAGUAAUUUCUGGAAGCCACGAUCGAACGUUAAAAAUAUGGGAUCUUAGAAGUAGAAUGUGUACAGAAACCAAAUUCGCAGGAUCAUCUUGCAACGAUCUGGUGACUUCAGACGGCGCAGGCUCCACAAUCAUCUCAGGACAUUUUGACAAACGGAUACGUUUCUGGGACAUACGCACAGAGAUGUCGGCCAACCACAUCAUGCUCCAGGGCAAAGUCACAUCGCUCGACCUCAGCAGAGAUAGCAACUAUUUGUUGGCCUGUGUCCGAGAUGAUACUAUACAGCUUAUAGAUUUACGAAUGAACAACAUUGUACGGUCUUUUAGUCACGAGUCGUUUAAGGUGGGUUGCGACUGGUCUCGGGCGGCGUUCGGUCCGGGCGGACGGCUGUUGUCAGUGGGCGCGGCUGAUGGAGCCGCUUAUGUAUGGAACACACACUCUGGAAGAUUGGAAGCCGUUUUGAAGGAUCACACGUCAGCGGUAACAGCGGUAUCUUGGCAUCCACAAUCAGGACUGUUAGCAUCGGUCGAUAGAGGAAAACGUGCAGUCAUUUGGGGUGAUUUGUGA
This is a messenger RNA of Danaus chrysippus (African queen), 927 nucleotides long. The record is from the annotation of a GenBank genome assembly. Lineage: Eukaryota; Metazoa; Arthropoda; Insecta; Lepidoptera; Nymphalidae.